This is a messenger RNA of Limanda limanda (common dab), 1928 nucleotides long. It is a transcript of the gene gab3, whose product is annotated as GRB2 associated binding protein 3. The transcript is spliced from 10 exons. Lineage: Eukaryota; Metazoa; Chordata; Actinopteri; Pleuronectiformes; Pleuronectidae. The record is from RefSeq and is a predicted model, not a curated record. Bases 66 to 1736 code for a protein of 556 amino acids.
CAGCAGCAGCAGCAGCAGCAGCAGCAGCAGCAGCCGUCGUGAGGACGACACGCUUUGCUGUCAAGAUGAGUGCUGGGGAUGUGGUCUGCACCGGCUGGCUCAUUAAAUCACCCCCAGAGAAGAAACUAAAGAGAUUUGCGUGGAGGAAGCGCUGGUUUGUGCUUCGCAGAGGUCGCAUGAGUGGUAAUCCUGAUGUGCUGGAGUACUUCCAGAGUAAGAACUCCAAGAAGCCGAUCCGCACCAUCGACCUGAAGGAGUGUGAGGUGGAGAUGCUGAACGGGCAACUCAGGGUAAAGAGAGACUUCAACGGGAAGCACCUCUUUGUGGUGAAGACCUCAUCUCGCAUCUUUUACCUCGUGGCCAAAACUGAGGAGGAGAUGAACAUCUGGAUCAGUAGCAUCAGUCGAAUCUGCCAGUUUGGGAGCCUGGAGGAUGCAGAGAGUUCAGAGGAAGGCUUUCCUCACACCCCCACCUCACCUGACGGCUCUGACCGAGCAUCUGUAUCAAGCCAACUAGAUGGCGGUCAUCCCCUGGACUACCUCUUACUAUCGCAGUGUGAGACAGGGACAAGCAGACACAACAGCUUUUCAAACUCGGACAUCUCCCUGGAGCAGAAGUCGUCAGACGAUGCUGUCAAGGACAUCGUCCCAUCACCGCUCUUCAAUGAUUCCUCUCCCUCCAGCUCUCAUCCCGGCCACAGCCCGUCUCUCUUCCCACAUGGAGGGCUGAUCAACACUCCUUUCAGUGCUCCAUUCAUCUCCAUGGCUUUACCUUCCUCGUCGAACUCUCCGCUUUGUCACGGUGCCGCCAGUGUCUUCCAGUUUGACCGGCCGUAUCCUUCUCCAUCGUUGGAGGCAACAAGUGACAGACACACACCUCCUCCGCUGCCACCCAAGCCUAAUCACGUGCCAGAGCAGCUGAGUGAUGAAGGGGCUCAAAAGCCGAGAGCGAUGAGUGUGCGGCAUUUCUCGAAGCACGCUGCAUUAUUUCCCCGGAGGACCUCCUUGUCGAGCUUGGACCAAUUACGAUUUGGAGAUGCUGAUAGCAGGUUGAUGAGGAACAGGAGGCAGAGUCUCAAUUUGCAGCCUUCUUUAAACACCACACUAGCUCAAAGUUUCCGGGAUGAGUCAUAUGUUCCCAUGAUCUCUCCUCCUCCCACCGUUGAAUGUGACGGUUACAUCCCAAUGAGCCCAAGGACGUUCAGCUUCGUCGACACAAACUGCAGUGUCGAGUCCUCCGCGACUGGCAGCUCACUUAUGUGUCAACCGGGAGAUCUGGCUCCUCCUCCCGUUCACCGACACCUCAAGCCUCGUUUGAGGAGAGUUCGACCCCCACCUCUUGACCUGAGAGGCCUUUCUACGAUCACAGAAUGUCCCACUCACCUGCCUCUGAGCAGAAUGACGACUGCACCAUGCUUUUCAGUGUCCAGUUUACUUCCUGACAGACAACUUGAGAAUGGGGACAGUGCGAGAGAUGGAGACACAAUGGAGUCAUGGCAACAGCUCAACUGCGAUGGAGCCGGUCAACCCUGGGCGAGAAAAUCCAACCUUGACUAUUUGUCCCUGGAUUUCAAUUCUGCGUCUCCCUCUCCCGUACAGAAGAAGCCUUUUCUGUGUGAUGACUACAGAGUGGAUUACGUGCAGGUGGAUGAGAAGAAGACCCAAGCACUGCAAAACACCAAAAUGGAGUGGACGGAUGUCCGGCAGUCAAAGACAUCAAUGGAAAAUACACUGUAGAAAACAUAAAAACACUGGGUUGCAAGAAGACUACCAAUCACACCAGCAAAGAGGACAUAUGUGAAGAGGACCAAAAACAACUUACUGUAAAAGCACUUUGUAAAACAGCAUUGACAUUAAAAUGUACAGAUGUAAAUAGAGAAAGGUCAGAGGCUUGUUUGCGCAGAUAAAGACACAAAAUUGCACUGAAAA